This is a messenger RNA of Rosa rugosa (rugosa rose), 1836 nucleotides long. RefSeq names its product solute carrier family 40 member 2-like. Gene Ontology annotation, biological process: iron ion transmembrane transport. Bases 132 to 1661 code for a protein of 509 amino acids. Gene Ontology annotation, molecular function: iron ion transmembrane transporter activity. The record is from RefSeq and is a predicted model, not a curated record. The transcript is spliced from 9 exons. NCBI's taxonomy places the organism in Eukaryota, Viridiplantae, Streptophyta, Magnoliopsida, Rosales, Rosaceae. Gene Ontology annotation, cellular component: membrane.
GAUAAGAGUCUUACACAGUUAAUUAAUUGCUCAAGAAGCUACAAGCUUACAAACGGCAAGGCGUUGACCCAAAGAAGAAGCCACCUGCAGUGACAGGCACAGAAAGCACGGAGAACGAAGAGAAGCCUGAAAUGAAGCAGCAACUGACAGAACCCCUCGUGGCCCGAACGCAAGAACAGCCUUCUAUUCCUCAAUCUGAUCCUGUUCCUUCCUUUCUUAUCACAUAUCUAUACGUAGGCCACUUCUUGGCCAGAUGGGGUACCAGAAUGUGGGACUUCUCUGUUGGUUUAUACAUGAUAAACAUUUGGCCAGACUCUUUACUCUUUGCUGCUAUAUAUGGUGCAGUAGAAUCAGCUUCUACUGCACUUUUUGGACCCAUUAUUGGACAUUGGGUGGACAGAUUUCCAUAUUCAAAGGUUCUCCGAAUUUGGCUGGUAACACAGAACCUCUCUUUUGUGAUUGCGGGAGGCACCGUGAUGGCAUUGCUGGUCUAUGCAGAUUUGAAGCUCACAAAUUUUUAUGCAUUCGUCUUUCUCAUAAUCUUAACCAACAUCUCAGGAGCUGUUGGAGUUCUUUCUACUCUUGCUGGUACCAUCUUGGUCGAAAGAGACUGGGCGGUGGUGAUAUCAGAAGGGCAUUCUCCAGAAGUACUGACAAAGAUUAAUUCAGUCAUGAGGCGUAUUGAUCUGUUCUGCAAGCUCUGUGCUCCUGUCCUAACCGGAUUAAUUAUCAGCUUCGUAUCAUUAGAAGCUUCUGCUUUCACUUUAGCACUCUGGAAUACUAUAUCUAUUUGGCUGGAAUAUUGGCUAUUUACUUCUGUAUACAAGGGGAUUCCGGCUUUAGGUGAAAGCGGCCAAAGGAAGUUAUCAAGAUCUUUAGAGAGUGAUCAGAACAAGACAAGAAGUAACUUGCUUUCCAGUGAUGAUGAAGAUGAUGUAGAAAUUUCCCAAGAAAGCUGGAUAAACAGAAGAAUUAAACAGUUCUCAAGGAUUCCAUAUGUUAGUGCAUGGCGAGUAUACUUGCAGCAAGAUGUGGUACUCCCUGGAGUAGCUCUGGCUUUGUUGUAUUUCACUGUCCUCAGGUUUGGAACAUUAAUGACAGCUACCUUGGAAUGGGAAGGUAUACCUGCAUACGUAAUUGGAAUAGUGCGUGGAGUAGGCGCUGCGGUCGGAAUUGCUGCAACAGUGGUUUAUCCAAUCUUGCAAUCUCAUAUCUUAACACUUAGAACUGGACUCUGGUCCAUCUGGUCUCAGUGGACAUUCCUCCUACUAUGUGUUGGUUCAAUAUGGGUCCCCAAUAGAGUUUUGUCAGCAUGUAUGCUGAUGGCAGGAGUAGGUACUUCUCGGCUUGGAUUAUGGAUGUUUGACUUGGCAGUAAUCCAACAAAUGCAGGAUCAAGUUCCUGAAUUGGAACGUUGUGUAGUGGGAGGUGUUCAGAGCUCCCUUCAGUCUAGUAUGGAUUUGAUGGGGUAUGUCAUGGCAAUAAUUAUAUCUAAUCCACAGGAUUUCUGGAAGUUGACUCUGGUGUCGUUCGGGGUGGUAACAUUGGCUGCAUUGCUCUACACCCUACACCUUUACCGUGUCCGGAAGCACCUCCUUCACUUUGAGAAACUUACUCCGUUUCUUAAGUGCAUUACUAGAUCACAAUCUGCAAAUGUAUAGUUGGGUCCAUUUUGCUGUUCGAAAUCUUGAUCAUAUUUAAUCUUCCAAGUCUGGCCUCCAGUUCUCAAAUAAGAAUGUUAGUCCUGGCCUAAAGUACUAUCAUGCUAGCGUGUUUCAUAUGUAUAUUAACCAAAAUAUGGCAUAUUGUGAAAAGUAUUUUAGGGACUUCCACUGA